Sinocyclocheilus grahami is the source of this 3174-nucleotide messenger RNA. Its product is annotated as catenin delta-2-like. The transcript is spliced from 16 exons. Gene Ontology annotation, biological process: dendritic spine morphogenesis; cell-cell adhesion. The coding region runs from base 52 to 2433 and encodes 793 amino acids. The record is from RefSeq and is a predicted model, not a curated record. Gene Ontology annotation, molecular function: protein binding. Lineage: Eukaryota; Metazoa; Chordata; Actinopteri; Cypriniformes; Cyprinidae. Gene Ontology annotation, cellular component: postsynaptic density; plasma membrane; nucleus.
UGCAUUCACACUCAGACAAGCUAAAAAAGCACCUACUGAAGAGCUAUCAUUAUGGCCCCUUCCUCUCCUGGUGUUGACUCCAUACCCUUGCAGCGCACAGGAAGCCAGAACGCCACAGGAACAUUCCCCCGUGCCGGCUAUGCCACUGGCCCUGGUGCCUCAACCGCCGACUAUGCCAACCCCUACCGUACACUACAGUUCUGCCCCUCCACAGACUCACCCUACAGCAAAUCGGGACCUGCUCUGCCCCCGGAGGCAACGCUGGUCAGGUCGCCCUCUGUGGACAGCAUCCAGAAGGACCCCAGGUACGACCCUGAAUUCCUUGUCUGGAAUCAAAAUCAAGCCGAGCAAAGAAUGACAAAGGAAUUUGGCUGGAGGGAUCCUGAACUGCCGGAGGUCAUCCAAAUGCUGCAGCACCAGUUUCCAUCGGUACAGUCCAACGCUGCCGCCUACCUCCAGCACUUGUGCUUUGGAGACAACAAGAUCAAAUCAGAGAUACGGAGGCUGGGUGGGAUCCAGCUGCUGGUGGACUUGCUGGAUCACCGUAUGACAGAUGUGCACAGGAGCGCCUGUGGUGCACUCAGGAACCUGGUUUACGGCAAGGCCAAUGACGACAACAAGAUCGCCCUGAAGAACUGCGGUGGGAUCCCUGCACUUGUGCGGCUCCUGCGCAAGACAACAGACGUGGAGAUCAGAGAACUGCUCACAGGUGUGCUGUGGAACUUGUCCUCGUGCGAUGCUCUGAAGAUGCCCAUAAUUCAGGAUGCUCUGGCAGUGCUGACCAACACAGUCAUUAUUCCUCACUCAGGCUGGGACACCUCGCCCCAGCAGGACGACCGCAAGCUGCACCUGCAUUCCUCACAGGUGCUCCGCAAUGCUACCGGGUGCCUCAGGAAUGUGAGCUCAGCCGGAGAAGAGGCCCGCCGCAGGAUGAGAGAGUGUGAGGGACUGACUGAUGCGCUGCUCUAUGUCAUCCAGACAGCCCUGGGCACCAGUGAGAUCGACAGCAAGACCAUCGAGAACUGCGUGUGCAUCCUGCGGAACCUGUCAUACAGGUUGGCGGCAGAGACGUCUCAGGGGCAGCAGAUGGGAUCGGAGGAGCUGGACGGGGUUCUGUGCACCGAUGCCAGCGGGAAGGAUGCGGAGAGCUCCGGCUGCUGGGGCAAGAAGAAAAAGAAAAAGAAGAGCCACGAUCAGUGGGAUGGUGUCGGGCCGUUCCCAGACUCUAGUGACCCUCCGAAGGGACUGCAGAUGCUGUGGCACCCGUCCAUAGUAAAACCAUACCUCACUCUACUGUCUGAGUGCUCGAACCCGGACACAUUGGAGGGAGCGGCUGGGGCUCUACAGAAUCUGGCAGCGGGUAGCUGGAAGGUAGGCCCCACCUUAAAACCUUGGUCGGUGUACAUCCGUGCGGCGGUUCGGAAAGAGAAAGGACUGCCCAUUCUGGUGGAGUUGCUGAGAAUAGACAAUGACCGGGUGGUUUGCGCCGUGGCCACAGCUCUCCGAAACAUGGCCCUUGAUGUCAGAAACAAGGAGCUCAUAGGCAAGUAUGCCAUGAGGGAUCUGGUCCAUCGUCUACCGGGUGGCAACAAUAACAACAGUACUGGCACCGGCGGCGCCAGCAAGAGCAUGUCCGAUGACACCAUCACGGCGAUCUGCUGCGCUCUGCAUGAAGUCAUCACCAAGAACAUGGAGAACACCAAGGCUCUUCGUGACGCCGGCGGCAUUGAGAAACUCAUCGGCAUUGCCCGCAGCAAAGGAGACAAACACACACCGAAGGUGGUGAAGGCGGCAUCUCAAGUCCUCAACAGCAUGUGGCAGUACAGAGAUUUGCGAAGCCUCUAUAAAAAGGACGGCUAUUCUCAGUAUCACUUCGUUGGCUCUUCAUCUACAAUUGAGAGAGACAGACAACGACCGUAUUCCUCCUCUCGCACUCCAUCUAUCUCUCCUGUGCGGACCUCGCCCAAUAAUCGAUCAGCAAGUGCCCCCACCUCCCCUCGAGAAAUGAUGAGCUUGAAGGAGAGGAAGACAGACUAUGAGUCAACUGGAACCAAUUCUGGUUACCAUGGAAACAAGGGUGAGCACACCUCCAGAAAAGACGCCAUGGCAGCCCAAAUCUCCAGUGGAACAUCUACACUGUUCAGAGGUGCUUACAUGUCUCCUGGUGAUGACAUCAAGCAUAACCAGGUCUCGGCUCAAGGCAACCUUCCAGAGGCCUACCCUCCCUUCCAGACUCCCCCAGGAGCCAACUUCGAGGAGCCGUACUACGAGGACCAAGCGCAUACACGCCCCCCACCCGCCGCUGACGGCACCAUGCAUCUGGGACUGAAGUCCACGGGGAACUACGUGGACUUUUAUUCGGCAUCCCGCCCGUACAGUGAACUGAACUAUGAGACAAGCCACUACCCUGCCUCGCCGGACUCCUGGGUGUAGAAGCACAGAGGCAGGCUGGAGGCUGGCCUAUGGACACCAUUACAUAGGGACCAGCCCAGCAUGUGCAUGAACACUAGUAGACAUCUCACACACGUAAACCUUCUGUUCGGUUCACUGCUCGCACCACAGUGGGCUGCCACUCGGCCGAUGAGCGAGGUUAGGAAAGUGCUUGAAGAGAUAGGAUUUAGGAAUGAAGCUCAUGUGUUUUACAGAAAAGACCACUUCAACUUUGGUGUUUUUGCAAAGCGGUGGAGGGAAUCGACAUGUAAAUGAGAAAGCGGAAGAUAUGUGGCAUGGAGAUGGGACAGUUACGUGAAGCACAAGAAAACGACAUUUGACACAAGCUAAGGAAGUAGUUUUCACACAUUUUUGACAUUUCUUUGUUAAACCAUGCUUUUUAUGGAGUGAUCCGUUACACUCUUCGCCUUUCUAUCUUUUUUCGGUUUCUUUUUAUUAUUUGCUUGUUUUUGUACCUCCUUUUUAACUUCUUAAGUCCGGUGUAAAGUACUUGUUGUAUAUUACAGAUGUAGAUACAAGGUGCAUUGUGUAUAUUACGCAGAGACUACUGUGUCCUCCCAUGUGGCUCAAUAUAUAAUUUUAUUUUCCUGUAUUUUAAAAGAGAGGAAAAUACACUCACUGAACUCCAGCGUCAUGUUCGAUGGGUAAGAAAUGCAGCAGAAAGCAUAUUCAGAAGUGUCGUUUGAUUUAAUGUGUCCCCCCCCCCCCAUUUUUCUAUGCGAG